Molecule: messenger RNA, 3821 nt
Organism: Saccostrea cuccullata (small rock oyster)
Lineage: Eukaryota; Metazoa; Mollusca; Bivalvia; Ostreida; Ostreidae
Product: autophagy-related protein 16-1-like
Exons: 17
Coding region: 41-1696 (551 amino acids)
Biological process (GO): autophagosome assembly
Cellular component (GO): autophagosome membrane
Molecular function (GO): protein binding
Source: RefSeq, a predicted model, not a curated record
UGCGGCUCGGAUUUUAUUUUCCUUUGGAUCCUGAAGCAGAAUGGAUCCAAGGGAACUUCACUGGAAACAUUCGCUGUUAGAGCAACUCCGACAGCGGGACAAAAAGGAGAAGGCACCGUUCGAGUCUUUGAUUGCUUCACAUUGGAAACAUUUUGAAAGUGCACAAACUUUGAAGACAAAGAAUGUACAACUAACAGUUGAGACAGAAAAACUAAAGGAAGAAAAUCUUGGACUGCAGAUCAAAGCUGAACAAGGUGGAGGGGGAGGGGGAGGAAACAGCCAGGCCCUGGAACAGAAACUCUUUAAGCUUCAGGAGGAACUCACAGAACUUCACAGGAGGAGAGGAGAGAACACACAACAGAUAAUUGACCUAAAUAAUGCCCUUCAAGAUAAGGAAAAGGAACUUCAAGGAAGGGAUGCCAGACUAAAUGAUCUACUUGCAAAUGAACUGGCACUGAAGAUGGAAAUCAAAAAUUUAGAAAGUACAAUAAUGGAAUUAGAGGCCACAAAUCAGAUGCUUAAGGAUGAGCAUCAGGCCUUACAGCUGACGUACACAGGUCUAGAGGAGAAAUUCCGUAAACUGGAGCUGGACAAUCAACAACUGCUGGAAAGGUGGAUCAGACAACAGGCCAAAAUGGCUGACCAGCUCAACGCUGAGAAUGACCAGUUCAUGUUAGUUAGACAACAGAAGUUAAGAAAAGAUUUAGAAGAAGCAGCAAGGGAAAAUAUUCAAAUUUUACCCGGAAAAGACGCUGGUGUUUUUGUACCCACAGCAAUUCCUAUAUGUCUGAGUGCUUCAUUACCUACUAAAGCUCAACAUAAAUUUGACGCACAUGAAAGUGACGUGAAUGCUGUGCGAUGGAGCCCCUCUGGAGCCAUGUUUGCCACUGGAGGGUCAGAUAGAAAAAUUAAACUUUGGGAGGUCAUAAAUGGUAAAUGUGAAGCUAAAGGUAUCCUGACUGGAAGCAAUGCUGGCGUCAUGGCCUUGGAUUUUGAUCCAGAGGAGAGCACUAUUCUUGGGGCUUCAAAUGAUUUUGCCAGCAGGGUAUGGUCACUCACUGACCACAGGGUCCGGCACACUCUAACAGGCCACAGUGGAAAAGUCCUUGCAGCUAAAUUCCUUGGUGACAGCAAUAAGGUUGUCUCUGGGAGCCAUGACAGAACUCUCAAAAUCUGGGAUUUACACAGCAGGUCUUGUGUGAAAACAAUAUUUGCUGGAUCAAGUUGUAAUGAUUUAGUGACUAUCCAUGGAACUAAUAUUCUCAGUGGACAUUUUGACAAGAGAGUGAGGUUCUGGGAUAGUCGUACAGACAGCAGUACCAAUGAAAUCUUACUACAGGGCAGACUGACCUCUCUAGACUUGUCUCCAGAUAAGCUGAGUCUGCUGUGCUGUACAAGAGAUGACACUUUGAAGGUGUUAGACUUGAGAAUGAACCAAAUAUCUACCACAUUAGCUCAUGACGAUUUCAAAAUUGGCUGUGAUUGGUCAAGAGCUGUUUUCAGUCCAGACACUAGCUAUGCGGUCGCAGGGUCCAGUGAUGGUGCAGUAUUUAUCUGGAAUGUCAAAAAGGGAAAAGUAGAAAAGAUCCUCAAAGAACACACGCAUUCUGUGAUAGCUUGUUCUUGGCACCCGGUGGGUUCGUAUGUACUGAGCUGUGAAAAACAACGCAAAACCAUUCUGUGGUCCGAUAUCUGAGCGAUUCGUGAAAUAGCGACGGUAGAAUUCAAAACAUCAGGUGGACAGCUGAGAGUGUCAUCCAAACAGAUAGAUUUAUAUACACAAAUGUCAUUGGUUUAAAAAGGAAGGUGUAUAGAGAGAUUCUUCACUCAGUAAGAGUAAUUAAAAUUUGUCUGUGUGGAACAACCAAACUCUAGCUGAAAGGAAAGGAAAAUGACACCUGUAUGUCAAUAGUGUAUUAUUUUUUAUAAAACGAAAGGAGUGGUUUGUGAAAUUUAUGCCUCAUAAAAUGUCUUGGAAUUUUAAAAGCACAAAAAGGACACAAAAAAACCUCAAUACCAAAUAAGCCUUUUAAUCACCAAUGUGAUAUCACUUAAUUGUGAUUUAUUUUUGUUUGUUGACGAUUUUAAUCAUGUACUAACUACGAAGUUAAUUAAGGCAAAUUCUUUCUUUUCCUGAUGGGUGCCUACUGAUGUAAAAAGUAUUUUUGGUCUACUCUUAGAAUGGCAUAAUCUAUUUCAAAUAUACAUGAAAAUAUCCUUGCCUAAAAAGUGACUUUUUAAUGAAAAGAUGAAGGGUCAUGUGAGGCAUAAAAAAUGCUAUACAUAUUUAAUAAUAUUACAUAGAGAACUUGAAAAAAAAUCUUUGAAAUACAGCAUUGAUACAUUUUGUCCAAUUGAUGACAAAGCAUCCUUUCAGUUUUUCCUUAAGUAUGAGGAAAAUUUACCAAUUACUCUACAGUUGUCCUGUAUAGUGAAGUUUGUGUCAUAUCAUGGUCCCAUUGCAGAGUUGGGGCCACAUGUGGGGUCACAAUUUUCAAUCAGAACCUAGAUUGCUAUUUCAGGAAUCAUAAGGCUACAAUAUUAGUGUAGUAUUAACACUGAUUUGCUUAUUUUUAUAAAAGAACAAUGUAACUAGAGUAAACAGUGGGGCCCUAUUCUGAAAAAAAGGUUGAAAUAUGUCAGAGAUUAGGAACAUAGAUUUCACUGCUGAGUUGAUAACCCAGUAUUUUAUACCAAUUUAGUUUUAUAAAUUAAGAGUGAAACAUGUUUUCUUUUUUCAUUUAGUAGUGAUAAAUAUAUUUUUGUUUGUGUUCUUUUCUAAGAACCUUAUUUGGUUUUCGGAUUCAGCUUAAGAGGGAUGUAUCCCUGUAGCUUUUAUGUGAAAAUUUCCAUGUAUUUUUACAGUGAUAUAUGCUUUUGAAAUUUAGAUAAUUUGUUUUUGGGGUUUUGGAUAAAAUUAUGAAAUGUAUAAAUAUAAACAACAUUGAAUCUAAUAUAUUUGUUUUUUACAAUUUGUAGCAAUUUUACUAGGUAGAAGACAGUGAUGUUUUUUCUAAACAUUGCUCAUUUACUGCUAAAUGCACCACUGCUAGGCUUAGCUGGAUGCACUUGUGAUGUGGUCGCUUAAUUAAAAAGACUAGUCUGCUUAAUAAUGCACCCUUGUUAAUUGACACAAAUUCAUAGGAAACUUGUUGAUAUCAACAACUAUAUAUAUUUGUGUUAAUGACACAUCUUUUAAGCUGCUUUAACACACCACUACAGUCCUGAAUAAUAAAUAUAAGUUUUCAAAUAUGGUGCAUACUAUUGAAUGAAAAUAGUACACUUUGUUGUAAAACUUGAGUUAAUGAAAUCUUUUUACUGAUUUGUAUCUGUAAGAAUUCCAGGUGUGAGAGAGUGUGUGAGAGUUGUGCUCUGUCAUAACAUUAAGAUCAGGGUAUGUUUGUGUGUUAUGAAUCAAAAAAUCUAUUCUUUGAUUAAAAUGAUUUUAAAUGCUUUAAGGCAGGUAAUGCUUUGGUUGAAUUCUAUUUUAAACAUAGAGUUAACUCAAUAGAACUUUCUAAAAGCUUAUGAUAAUUUUUUUUUUUAUCAGUUUACCUUUCGACUUUGUUUAUGAUUUUGUAUCAGAUUUGAUAUAUGUGCAUACAUUUGUCCGUUAGGGGGUGUGAUAUUGUUAAUGAAUGUAGUUAAACAAUUAAGUGUGUUUGUAAAUGUUUAACAGUUUGUUAUUGGAUGUAUAACAACAGGCACUGAAAUCAUGUACUAAUUUGAGAAUGUGUAUGUAUGUGAAUUAAAUUUCUGAAUGAUUGUCUACAAAAAGCUUGUGUGUUAUGAUGUUUGUUGUUGAAUUAAAUAUUUAUAUC